Huiozyma naganishii CBS 8797 is the source of this 1383-nucleotide messenger RNA. RefSeq names its product Dal80p (gene DAL80). Bases 1 to 1383 code for a protein of 460 amino acids. The record is from RefSeq and is a predicted model, not a curated record. Lineage: Eukaryota; Fungi; Ascomycota; Saccharomycetes; Saccharomycetales; Saccharomycetaceae. The transcript has a single exon. Gene Ontology annotation, molecular function: RNA polymerase II cis-regulatory region sequence-specific DNA binding; zinc ion binding; DNA-binding transcription factor activity, RNA polymerase II-specific. Gene Ontology annotation, biological process: positive regulation of transcription by RNA polymerase II; negative regulation of transcription by RNA polymerase II.
AUGAAUAACGAAACAAAAGGUGCCUCGUUCAAACUAUCGAACGUUGUCAGCUUGAAGCAGGCAGAGUUAAUGAAGACUAACGAAAUCCCAAUUAUGCCCUUGAGGGAUAGUGGCUCGCCGCAACCGAUAAAUUUACCAAAAGUAUCCGAUAAUCUGUUGUCGCAGGACACUGUGAACGAGAAACAUAAUUACACCGUGUUGCCCAAAAUAGGAGGAAAGAACCUGUCGUUGCCAAGCAUAUCUGGUGGCAACACCAACAAUUCUACCUCAUCAGUAAACAGCUCCAUGUCGACAGAAUCAAUGUCAGACUCACCAUCAAACACAGAGCCGGCACAAUCGACAAACGGUAAGGAGGAGAACAACAACAAGAAACUGGAUAGUACCGGUAAUGUUACCACGAUGAUUGGUGACGGGGUGAAAAUUAAUGGCUACAUCAACACUAACGGUAAGGGUGAUAUUAUGACUGGUAGUGGCAGGAGCUCGAGCUCCCAACAAAGAACUUGCAGAAAGAACUCGCCGCAUUCCGGUUCGAUCUGCAAGAAUUGUGCCACGGUUAAUACACCCUUGUGGAGGAGGGAUAACGAGGGUAAUACUCUAUGCAAUGCGUGUGGGUUGUUCUUGAAGUUGCACGGCACACCAAGACCAAUAAAUCUGAAUACAACGGUCAUCAAAUCUAGAAACAGAAAGAGUAAUCACAACUCGCAGUCACAAAAGAACAUGGGCGUCUCUAGAACAGGUCCACAUCUAAACAAUAUCUCCCACUUAGGCAGUUACAGUAACCACUACCAGAAGCUAAAUUCGGACGUGCUGAAGAGAACACACGGAUUCAAAGAUAUCGACCUUUCGAUCCUGUCCGAUCCACACCGCAUCAAAAAGAUCAGAUGCAAUAUCCACAAAGAUCGAAAUCUCCCCAUGGGUCAAGAUGGCUCUGAUAUCUUGAAGGCAGCAAAAUGUAUGAAACCGGAAAUAAGACCAAAGGUGGCACCGGACAGAAGCGAUAUCAGAAGAUACUCCUUCCCCUCCGCAAGUGAGCAAACUCAAAAUAAGUUCUCUAGCCUGGUAAAUAUACCCGACCAGCUCCAAACUUCCUUUAAUGACGUCUUCUCCAACAGUAAAUUCGCUGAAGGCGGUUACGAGGCAAAGAACUUGGACGGCUCCCAUUACACCGAACCAGACAACGACCCAACGCGACAGAACAUCUCUGACUCGAACCUCGAUUUGUCUGAAUUAUUAGUCAGCGAGGAGGAGACAAUCAAACUGAAGACCCGUAUUAAUGAACUAGAGCUUGUGACAGAUCUGUAUAAGAGUUACAUCUUCAGACUGAACGAAAAAUGUCAGCAUCUGGAGAGCGUUCUGCAUUCCAUCCUCGAGACACAGCAAUAA